UUCCCGCUAGUCCGCGGGAAAAAGGAAAAUCCGAUUACACCGGUGUGAUAAAAUGUUUCAACUCUGCUGCAGGACGUGCCUGGAGCAAAGGAACCAUACCGAGGUGGUUUCAGUGUUCAGCAUGCACGAUGGAUUCGUAAUACGGGAUAAACUGCGUGAGCUGUUUGAUCUCGAGAUCAGCCAAACAGACAUGCUGACUACCAUCUGCAAGUCAUGCCUGACGAAGGUGUCCACCGCUCAGAGCAUACGGGUCUGGUUUAGCAAACAAAACCUCAAGUACCAGCAACUCAUAUGCAGUUCCGUAAGCGAUCCACAAGCUGACACGAACGCAUCGAAUGCAAAUUCCAUGCCUGUGGAAGAAUCUUCGCCAAUGGUUGAGAGUACAACGCACGAGCAAGAGAGUAUCUGCGCCGACGCUGGUGCCGUAGAGGAGGAUGAACAGUAUCUCAUAGUAUCGGCAGAGGACGAAACAAUUAGGUGUACUGAGGAAGCAGUGGUAUACGAAUGUAACGCGCAGGAUGAUAUUAGUGGAGAUUCGGUGAUGCAGCAAACAACCGAGUUUGAGGUGCAGCUGAUCGUCAAUGGUUCCCCGAACGAGCAACCGUACUUCGAGAUUAUCCAGCUAGAAGAAGAACCAACCAUCGUGUCUAAGGAAAUCGAGAAAAAUCGCCGCUUUUCCUCCAUCGAUAGCGACAACUUGCUGGGCGUGGACGGCAGGACGGGCGAAUCGUUUGACGAGGCACAAUCGGAGGAAGAGCUUGAUGAAGAAGAAGCUGCUACCUCGGACGGGAUAGUAGCUCAGAAUCGGCGCAAGGCUGAUGCCCGACCAGAUGAGCACGAAUGUUAUCUGUGCGGUAUGCGGUUUGACCUGGAGGGCCCGUUGAUUGACCAUGGUAUCGAGACGCACGGCGAUCGGUUCGAGUUGAUCCAGUGCGAAAUUUGCAGCAUACAGUUCGCAUCGCAGCAAUCCUACCGAGGGCACCGAUGUGACGUCGAAGGGAAGUUUCAGUGUAGAUACUGCGAGAAAGUGUUGACAACACGCAACGCGUGGAAGAGCCAUCAAAAUACGCACUCGCGGGAGAAGAGCUUUCAGUGUGACCUUUGCGAUCGCAAGUUUAGCCAGUAUUCCAGCAUGCGCCGCCAUCGGCAAGUACACAGCGACUAUAAGGGUUACGAGUGUGAGUUUUGUCACACAAAGUUUCGACAGCGAGGCGUUUUGCUGGCCCACCGUCGACGACACACCGGCGAGAAGCCGUACGCAUGUGAUGUAUGCGGCAAUACCUUCCGCGAACAUAGUGCGUUAGCUAGGCACAAAGCAUUACACAAUCGGGAUCAUCGUGGUAAGGGUAAGACCUAGCGUGUAAUCGUAAGUAAUGUAUUCUAAAUGUAAUGUAACGUAGUAAUGCUAAGCUGUGUUGUGGCCAGUGAUUUGCCUCAACUAAUGAUCGAAUUGAAAGCCAAGAAUCUAACAUUAAAUACACUGUAUAUAAAUAUGUAUUAAUUAUACAAUUAUUGAUCGUUGGGACUGAUCAUAAUCGCCAAGAAAGCAAUAGAUGGUCGUGAAGAAAAGUCCAUCAUGUGAAGAAAAGAUUGAUAAAAAUAAUACGCUUUUUUAUGUCA
Messenger RNA from Anopheles aquasalis, 1620 nucleotides. RefSeq names its product zinc finger and SCAN domain-containing protein 31-like. Gene Ontology annotation, cellular component: nucleus. Lineage: Eukaryota; Metazoa; Arthropoda; Insecta; Diptera; Culicidae. Gene Ontology annotation, biological process: regulation of transcription by RNA polymerase II. Gene Ontology annotation, molecular function: DNA-binding transcription factor activity, RNA polymerase II-specific; RNA polymerase II transcription regulatory region sequence-specific DNA binding; zinc ion binding. The record is from RefSeq and is a predicted model, not a curated record.